AUGGACCGCAACACGUUCGGCCGGCUGUGUCAGGUGUUAAGGCAAUUAGGAGGACUGAGUGAUGGUAGACACGUAAGAGUAGAAGAGCAAGUAGCAAUGUUCGUGUCUGUGCUUGCCCAUCACAAAAAGAAUAGGGUUAUUGGCUUCGACUUUUGGAGAUCCGGGCAGACUAUUUCAAGGUAUGUUCAGAAGGUCCUAACUGCAUUAUUGAGGCUUCACACGUUGCUAUUGGUGAAACCUGAGGCUGUAUCCGAGAACUCCACGGAUCCAAGAUGGAAAUGGUUCGAGGGUUGUUUAGGUGCGCUAGAUGGCACCUACAUAUCCGUGAUGGUACCUAAUGCCGAUAAGCCACGGUAUAGGACGCGGAAGGGAUUAAUCUCGACGAACACAUUAGUUGCUUGUGAUCGGAAUCUAAAGUUCUCAUAUGUACUCCCGGGGUGGGAGGGAUCCGCAGCUGAUUCACGGAUCUUGCGCGACGCCAUUAAUAGGUUGCAUGGAUUGAAGGUGCCAAAGGGAAAUUAUAAUUUGUGCGAUAAUGGGUACGCCAAUAGCGAGGGAUUUUUGGCGCCUUACAAGGGAGUAAGGUAUCAUCUAAAAGAGUGGGGACCUACAUCUGCCAGGCCACAGAACGCCGAGGAAUUGUUCAACAUGCGGCAUACAAAGGCUAGGAAUUGUAUCGAGCGUGCGUUUUGGAUUAUGAAGAUGCGUUGGGGAAUACUCCGGAGCAACACAUUCUAUCCCGUGAAGAUCCAGAAUCGACUUAUCAUGGCAUGUUUCUUGUUGAACAAUUUCAUUAGAUCUGAGAUGGUCAAUGAUCCCAUCGAAGAAAUGUUUGACAACCUUGCUGUCAACGAUGUGGAGGCAGACGAACUGCACGAACAGUGCAUUGACACUGUCGAGGUUUCAAACGAGUGGAAUGCUAAGAGGGAUGCCAUUGCACAGGCCAUGUGGCAGAGCUUCUACCUAGGGGCAUAA
Salvia miltiorrhiza (redroot sage) is the source of this 975-nucleotide messenger RNA. RefSeq lists its product as uncharacterized. The transcript is spliced from 3 exons. NCBI's taxonomy places the organism in Eukaryota, Viridiplantae, Streptophyta, Magnoliopsida, Lamiales, Lamiaceae. The record is from RefSeq and is a predicted model, not a curated record. Bases 1 to 975 code for a protein of 324 amino acids.